Notechis scutatus (mainland tiger snake) is the source of this 1553-nucleotide messenger RNA. The record is from RefSeq and is a predicted model, not a curated record. NCBI's taxonomy places the organism in Eukaryota, Metazoa, Chordata, Lepidosauria, Squamata, Elapidae.
AUGGGUAGUGGAGCAAGUGCCGAAGACAAGGAACUUGCUAAGAGGUCAAAGGAGUUGGAAAAGAAGCUACAAGAAGAUGGAGAUAAAGAGGCAAAGACAGUUAAGCUACUCCUGUUAGGUGCUGGUGAGUCAGGGAAGAGUACAAUUGUCAAACAGAUGAAAAUUAUCCAUCAGGAUGGCUACACAGAAGAAGAAUGUCUGGAGUUCAAAGCAAUUAUAUAUAGCAACAUACUUCAAUCCAUCUUAUCAAUCGUCAGAGCCAUGUCUACUCUAGGCAUAGAUUUUGCUGAUUCAGGCCGAGGGGAUGACCAACGGCAGCUGUACAGUUUGGCCGACUCAAUUGAAGAAGGUACCAUGCCCCCAGAAUUGGUGACUUGUAUAAAGAAACUAUGGCUUGAUGGAGGAGUUCAAGCCACCUUUGAUCGAGCAGCUGAAUAUCAACUCAAUGAUUCUGCUGCAUACUAUCUUAAUCAACUGGACAGAAUCACUGCUCCCAACUAUCUUCCCAAUGAACAGGAUGUAUUGCGAUCCCGAGUUAAAACCACAGGUAUCAUAGAGACAAAGUUCGCUGUCAAGGAUCUUAAUUUCAGAAUGUUUGAUGUAGGUGGGCAGAGAUCAGAGCGCAAAAAGUGGAUCCACUGCUUUGAAGGGGUGACCUGCAUCAUCUUUUGUGGCGCUCUCAGUGCAUAUGACAUGGUCUUGGUAGAAGACGAUGACAUGAACCGCAUGCAUGAAUCUUUGCAUCUCUUCAACAGUAUAUGUAAUCACAAGUUCUUUGCUGCCACUUCCAUCAUUCUUUUCUUGAACAAGAAGGACCUCUUUGAGGAAAAAAUCAAGAAAGUACACCUCAGUAUUUGCUUCCCUGACUACGAUGGCCCCAAUACAUUUGAAGAUGCAGGCAAUUACAUCAAGCUUCAGUUUCUUGAUCUAAACAUGAGAAAAGAUGCAAAAGAAAUUUAUAGUCACAUGACUUGUGCCACAGAUACACAGAACGUCAAAUUUGUAUUUGAUGCAGUAACAGAUGUAAUCAUCAAAGAGAACCUAAAGGACUGUGGUCUCUUCUAAGAUUACAGCUUUUUAAAAGAAAAAGGUAAUUGGGUUCAAUUAUCUGUUCCUAAAGUAGGAAUUAGGCAGUAAGUAUACUUUAGCAUUUCCUUACUUAGGCUUGUAACUAUACUUACUUCUGAACAGUAGUGCUUAAAGUCAAAUGUGCAUAAUAACUAAAUGCAAACAGUAGCCAAGUCAGCUGGGCUACAUAUGUAAUAGGAAGCAGCAGUAAAACUGCAACAGGAUGCUUGCAAUAAUACUAUGCAAGUACUCGGCUAUUUCAGUUCUUUUGCCAUAAUAAUUUGCAAUAAUUAUUACAUAAGAAGAGUUAGCACCAUUGCCAAAUUCUUCGCUUAGCAAUUAUUUCCAAAACGGGUUUGAAGACACUAAUGCAACAGAAGACGAAAUUUUAAGGAAAUCAUCGGCUAUGAGGUGAUUACAAAACAACCCGGUGUAAUACUAUCAGCAAAAUCAAAGCUGGUACUCAGUACAGGACUCAGGAGUUU